Messenger RNA from Loa loa (African eye worm), 468 nucleotides. RefSeq lists its product as hypothetical. Lineage: Eukaryota; Metazoa; Nematoda; Chromadorea; Rhabditida; Onchocercidae. The transcript is spliced from 3 exons. Bases 1 to 468 code for a protein of 155 amino acids. The record is from RefSeq and is a predicted model, not a curated record.
AUGGUACCAUAUAGAUUUGAAAAUACUUUGGAAAAAAGAGAGACAAAGGUUGAAAAGAUAAGGAAUCAAGAAGAAAUGCGUCCCAUAAGAGGCAUUGGAUUGACUUGCCAGCUGUUAUGUUGCCGAUUUGCGAUAGUUUUGAUAGAUCGCAAUCGGCCAGGAAUGUAUUUGGAUUCACCUCUCGGUGGUUUAUCAGAGGAGAAGGGUUGGAGUCGGUCUGGGAAAUAUUGCGAUGAACAUUUACCACUCAGUUCUGAUCUGUAUGCUCAUUACUUUCAAGUUGUCACCAACACUUACGUAUCAUAUUUGACCAGUAUAGGGGUGUUUAAGAAGGUAAAUAUUAAGUAUUGUAAAAACAGAAGGUUGAAAAGUAGUAGAAAAAAAGAAAUAGAAGUAGUAGUAUCAAGUAGAGGUUUGGCGCUUACGGAAUCUGAAUGGAUAGUAGCGGCUGUAUUUGCUAAAGGAUGA